GACUAAACCUUCAGUGUAUAUUUUCUGUGGGUGUCUGUUCCCAGUCGGUACUACACUGUGCACUGUCCUGCACUCCCAAAAAAAUCUUAUUGCUACGUGUUCUGUGUCAGUUAUUAACAGCUGAUUUUGACAUUAAUUCAUAACCCAACCAAUAAAUAUAGGACAGCUCUUGUAAACAAUUUUAUCAGUUUGUAUGAAUUUUGAAUAUAGUUGACGUGUACACGAGGUGUAAAAUAGCUGCGUUUAAGUCACAGGCCUUCGCUAAUUAAAUUGUAAUAUGUCUCAGGCAAAGGAUUAUUUCAAUAUCAAACUAGUACAUGAAAAUUUUGAAGCUGCAGUUCACGAAGAUGACGAUGUGUUAUUACAGUAUUAUUUAGACAGUUUUGAGGAACUGAACAAGUUUUUCAAUCUAAUUGGAACAGUAUUUGGUUUUGUAAGUAAAGACCUUAGGGCAAAAAUGAAUUUAUUACAAGAACUUAUGAAAGACUCAAGGGAUCCUGAUAGUUUUAAAAGUGUUAAGGGAAUGAUUGAGUAUGAAAAGCAGAAUGAAUUACUUUAUAAAGAUGGAUAUACCUCAGGAAGUAGAACAUUACUGAGAUUGCAUAGAGGCCUUGAAUUCAUACAUCUAUUUUUGAAGAAAAUUGGAGAAAUACAGAAUGAAGAUAGCACCAGUGGAGUAUGUAAAGACGCAUAUGAGCAAACCUUAGCAAAGCAUCAUUCAUUUCUUAUAAGGAAUGGAGCAAAAAUUGCUAUAUACAGUUUACCAACAAAGUCAAGCUUACUCCACAGGGUGAGUCAAGGAACAACUUUAAUUAGAUUUACAAAAAAUAAAAAAAGAAUAUGACAUCUGAGAAAUAGCUUCUCUUGAUGUUGUGAAAACCAUAAUUUUACUCAUGACAUUGAAGAGGAUAAAGAUCAAAAGUACUGUAUUUAAAUAGCAUUGAUACAACCAAAAUUUAAUGAGGUCUACAGAAGCAUUUCUCUACCUUUUUCAGCUAAAGACUUAUAAAAUCAAGCACCACUUCUAAGGGAAUGAAUAUUGCUGAUUUGCAUAAAAAACAGUUCCAAAUAUGUAAAAUUGUUCUAGAUUUUUUAUAGCUCAUGAUAAACUUGGCAAGUAAUAUAAAUAUGAAACAUGUCUUUAUUUCCAAUAAUUGCAUACCCAACCCCCCCUCUUCAUUGUCAAUAUAUUUGGUCUUAUGCUAAUUCAGCAAACAUCUGAACCAUAGUCACCCUUGGGUGGGGGGAGGGCUGCAAUUUUCGGUAUUUUUAUGAUUUGGUCUUUCCUGGAAAAAUUUACUACCCUCACUCUUCCUGAUUACACUCUUACUAAAAGUUAUCUUUUACCCAUGAUGCCCCCCUGAGAAAAAUUGCCGCGAGCGCCCUAUGAUCAGAAUUUUUUUUUAGGAUACACAUACACUAUUUCACGAGUAUCCAUCAUUCUUUAAUGUCUACUGGGGUGAACAGCUGAUCAGCAAGUUAAAUUUUUGUGUUAGUCUACAAUGUUCCCUAUAAUGAAUUGGGUGUACGAGGGAUGUCUUUUAAGUUUUGCAUAUGGAAAUAAUACAACACCGUAGGUAAUUUUAACUGACUUUAUCGUUUUUCGAAGUAUUCUCCACAAAGAUUAAUACACAUCUGCAUGUGCUUGAACCAAUUUUCAAAGUACUUAUUCCACUCGUUUGCUGGCAAAUCCAAAACG
This is a messenger RNA of Acanthoscelides obtectus, 1699 nucleotides long. The record is from the annotation of a GenBank genome assembly. Lineage: Eukaryota; Metazoa; Arthropoda; Insecta; Coleoptera; Chrysomelidae.